This is a messenger RNA of Cydia splendana, 359 nucleotides long. RefSeq lists its product as uncharacterized. NCBI's taxonomy places the organism in Eukaryota, Metazoa, Arthropoda, Insecta, Lepidoptera, Tortricidae. Bases 19 to 336 code for a protein of 105 amino acids. The transcript is spliced from 4 exons. The record is from RefSeq and is a predicted model, not a curated record.
CAAAACCUUUAAGUUAUAAUGGGUAACAAGCAAUUGAAUAAAAAGAAGACAUCUCGAAAAAGACAACUCGGAAGAUUCCAACAAACAAUGGAACUAACGAAAAGAAGAAAAUUGGAUAAUUUCACAGCCGAACAUGAUACUAUAUCUUUAGACUACAUCGAACUGCAAAAUAUGGAAAUGGAAUCUCCGAUUUCAUCAACCACUGACAUUCAAAGUAACGAUGAGGCGACCGGCUCAAACAUUUUGAACCCACGCAUUGCACAGGUGGAUGACACUUAUCGGGUUCCUAGUAUAUUAGAGGAAGAAGAUACCCAUGAGGUAGGUGAUUCAUGCUAAUUAUGCUUAUUGAUUGUAGAGCA